GCAAAGCCUUGACGUUCAAGCUCGAAAACUUAGGUCGCACUAGUCUGCUAUUCACUGCCGAAACAAGAUUGUGAAAGUAGACAAGACUUAAGUCAGUCCUAAGAUCCCGCAACGUCGGGAACUCCACAUAUACUCUGACCUCCAUUGAUUUGUAACCUCCGCACUUUUCAAUAGCCUUUCUCGUUGAUCUUACAUUGAGGGGGAAGAUGGCCCCAUCUGUCAGCGGUAUGGCAGUGAUAGCAGGCAUCGCCCUCUUUGUAUUUGCUGGAUACGAGACAUUAAGAUAUCGGGAUAUGCUCAAGUUGACGCAAGAGGAGUUUGAAAGUGUUCCUGCGCAAGUUGUGGUGGAGGUACUGUUGGCAGCAAUACUUUGUAUGUGGGGAAGCCUUCAGCUAGCAGGCAACUUCAAGCCAAUAAGUGCUUUGGCGAAUCAGGAGGGCUUGGAUGCAAAUGUGUUCCGACCAGACUUCAUGUCCUUCAAUCACCGGGGCCAUGCAAUCCCUUUGGCUGUGGAGCCCCUCAAUCCAGCUGCAAAGAAGAGGCGAUGAUCCCCGUGACACAUGUUCUUUGGAUCACUAGGAGGAGCAUCAAGCUGGCCCAAUCUCAGGCAGUGCCUGCCUGUGCUCCUUGGCGCUAAAUAACGACCACGAUAUCCGUGUUUUCCAGACUGUCUAGUGACUGAAUGCAGCACAAAUCUGCAUGAAUUGAAAUACAUUUGGCACAAACUUGCCAGGGACAAAAGUGACAGCUAAUUGCCGGAGUGGUCAUCUCACUAUUGUUGCCCGAGCUUCAUUGUAAUUCAAAAUUGU
Molecule: messenger RNA, 809 nt
Organism: Coccomyxa subellipsoidea C-169
Lineage: Eukaryota; Viridiplantae; Chlorophyta; Trebouxiophyceae; Coccomyxaceae
Exons: 4
Coding region: 207-548 (113 amino acids)
Cellular component (GO): early endosome; plasma membrane; EMC complex
Source: RefSeq, a predicted model, not a curated record